AUGAAACUUGCUUGGGAUUAUCUAUCUUCGGGAUUUACGAACUUCUCAAUACCAUUCAAUAUUCAAAAACGAUUACACAAAUACUUACUAUGGAAAACAAUUGGUUCAUAUCUUGCCACUGAAUUGAAUCAAGAUAACUUUGACUUUGAACUUGUAAAUGGUUCUUUUGAACUACGUGAUGUUGACUUGAAUCUUGACACUCUUAACGAUAAACUUAUUGAUACCCCAUUUGUAUUGACUCAAGGACGAGCUUCUAUUAUCAAAGGAAAAAUGCCAUGGUCAAAUUGGUCUGGUGAAAUCUCUUUCAAGAUCCAGGGACUAGAUUUAAUACUGAAACCAUCGAAGGAAAAACGAACACGAAAACAUGACUCACCUGUCAUGUCCUCGUCUCUACAUUUUGCGGAUGACUUUUUAAAAACGGAAAUGGAAACUGAUCAAAGUCAAGAACUUUAUGAAUCUAUUCAACAACUACAAGAACAACCUAGUACUGACAUAGGUGAUGCAGGCUUACAAGCUUUAACUCUUGUUAUUGAAAAGUUGGCGGCAAUGCUCAAAGUAGAUAUUAUUGAUACUGCUAUUCAUAUUGUACACCCAUCAGCUGUUUCUUUGGCAGGUGAUUCUUCAAGAUCUGCUGGUUAUAACAAAGAAUAUUCAUUGGACAUUGAAAUACCCAAGAUUUCUUAUUUUGAUGAAACUCCUGGAUUCUCUGGAAAUAUUAAUAAUCCCACAACCGUGCCAACAUCCAAUAUGAUAGAAUCAAGUAUCCUAAUACCCAACUCCGGCGAUGAAUUGAUCAAAAUUGUCACCAUUGCAUCACCAAAGAUAUGGAUACGAUCAUGUCUUGACUCUGAUUUAUUUCAACAUGAACAAUCAUUUUCAUCAAUGAUGAGUGGCUCUAUUACACCUCGAGCAUUUCCAUCGGUACAUAACGAGUCCAUCGAUAAACCAUAUGAAGCUCUCUUGUUUACCACAAUGGAUAAGGAAAAUUGGAUACGAUUCAAAGCUCGAUACCUCUCUCCUUUCAAUGCAGAAGCGACAUCUCCUCCUCCGUCAACAGGUGCAGCGAAAAACAUCGAUUUUUAUAUCAGCCAUAUUCGAACUAUGAUUACGCCAAAUCAAUUGGGAUUUUUAUUGGAUUUAUUAUCAGCAGCAACAACGACUCCUUUGACAGAUUCUCCUCCACACUCAAAACCUACCAUGAACCAAUUGGAUCCUUAUCAAGAUCUUUCUCGGCGUAAAAAUCAUCAAACUUCUUCCUCGAAACAACAAUCAUCAUCUCCCGAGAUUAAAAUCAAGCUACAGGUCCCAUUGAUGGAACACUUCUUCUUGUACAACGACGAAUCAUUGGAAUCAUCAUCUACUUGGACAUCAUCAGCAAGUCCUCCUACACGCAACACGAGUCAUUUAAAGGUCUGGAUUCGCCAGCUUAUCAUACGAUUACAAAAAUUCCCAUCUCAUCAUCUCAACAAGUCUACAGUUAAUAAUAGGAUCAAAUCAAUGAGUGGAAUGCGAGAGUCAUUAUUAUCACGAACAACAUCAGGAACAAAGAUGAAAUAUUAUUGUUAUUUGCCAAUUUUGGAAUUCAAUGACGCUAUCUGCUCCGACUAUGAUAGUAACCAGAAAUUUCCCAGUUAUAUUCCUCAACCAUUGACGACUUUGAAUCAAGGUCAGACUAGCGAUAAUCAGCAAAGCAGGCCGAAGAAAGAUGUAAUUCGAAUUCGAUUGGAAAAGCGAAACACUUCAAAAGUCAAUUCAAUUUAUGAUGCAAAAGAAUAUCAACAAGGUAUCCAAGCAAAAGUGCGUAUUGCCUUUAUACGGACCCAAUUAUCUAUACCAGAUAUGAGCCAAUGUAGUACAAGGGAUGAAUUCAAUGACCAUUUACAUGAUGAUACUCUUAGCGUGGAUGUCCACAAAAUCAAUGCUGGUUGGAUGACAGGUAAUAAGAAUAAUUUAUCAAAACAUCAACCUCAAAGGAUUACAGUGGACUUGGAUUCAAUCAAUGUGUUUUUAAAACAAAGUCAAGAGUUACAGUUUUAUUUACAUAUUUAUUUAUUACAUUUAGAUCCAUUGGCACGAUGCUGGUUUACUGCAAAAAGUCAAGGAAAACAAGGUUCAUUAUCCUCGGUUUCCCUUUCGCCAAGUAUGGAAAUCACUAUACGCUCUUCAUCUUCUGAAACUUUCCAUCCUCCACCAUCAGCAAGAUCAGGUUAUUUCGGAACAGGAUCAGAUAUUCCAAACAAUUUGUUUGAACAUCUUAGUCGAAAUGAAACCCUUCAUUCUGAACAAAAGAUGUAUGUACCAGUUGAAGACCAAGCGGAAUCAUCCAUGAUGUUCAAGCAGCGAACUGUAGAAACCUCUAUGAUUGUUCUCAACUGUCAUUUUCCUAUCACUUAUUUGACAUUGUCCAAUCAAACAUGGGCCAAGAUCCAAAUUCUUCAAAAUGAUCUUAUCUUAUGGCAACCAAGAAUCAUGACCUAUUUGGGAAAAGAUCAAAACCGAACAGAUUCAAGCACAACAGUAUCAAGUAGUAGUGAAAUGUUUAGAACGGCAUCUUAUAGACGACACUCUGAUAUGGAAUCAAGUCAUACAAGUGUUCUUAGUCAAAGUGUAUGGGAUUUGCACACAAAUAAGAAUCAAUCGUCAUCGGCCUACCGUCUACAGUUCACCGAUUUUCGAUAUUUUGCUGUUAUCAAACACUUGGGACUGAACGAGAAUAUUACAACGCUCGACAUUGAAGAUCUGACAUUAGAUGAUAUUAGUGACGAUGCUAGAAAGGUCCCUCUCUUUUAUCGAACGCUACCAAAAUCAUUGACGCCAAGAAGGAAUACAUCAAUGGUAUCCCUGUUUUCUCGAUUGACAACAAUACCUGAAUUGAACAAGCAGAAUAAGAUUACCAGUAUCGUCGUAUGCAAUAUAUGUUGGCGUUUUAGUCCGAAUAUUGACUUUAUAGACAACUUGAUUGACUUUCAGAAAACACCUGAUGAUAUGGUAUUCAUUGAUCCACCUACUCAAUAUAUCAAGGUUUAUGCACAUGUCCUCGAUACUUCAGUGGAUUACAAACCCAAAUCUAUCCCUUCUCGUGCCGUUGUUGUAGUUGAUAAUCUUCAGGUAGUAACUGAUAUUCUCGCUGGCCAACCCUUGAUAGAUGUCAAAACAUAUAUUCAAAAUGUUGAUAUGUUUCUUGUGGAUGAUGUCAAUGAUUUGGACGAAACACAUGCACAACAAACAACAAGAAACUGGGACGCAAGACGAUUUUGGUCAAUGAUUGGAAUGGCUAAUGUACUUCACUCUAGAAAUUUAGAAUCUCAAGUCAAACUCAAGCUAGAUGAUAUUCUUCCUAUUCCCGAUAUUGAAGUUACUAUUAUGAACGAUAUACUCACUCUCGAAAGCUGUGCGGAUUCCUUCCAAUCACUUGUCAACUUUAUUACCUAUGCAACAAACGAUGGCGAUCGGAUUUUCACUUCACAACAACAGCAACAAUAUACUACAACCAAAACUCCAUAUAAAUCAACAAAGAAACCUGUAAAGCGAUCCCAUACAACUCUAGUGAAGACAAAGGAAGAUAUGCUAUCUAGUCUGGAUGAAGAAGCUUUCAAACAUCGACACGUACCACCGUCGACAACACCUUCUCGUCACCAAACGCCAAUAGAAGACAAUCUGAUGCUGAUUGAAGAAUAUUACUCGAAAGCGGAAUCAUCAUCGAUCAUGACUCAAUCCUCACUACGGCCCAGAAAACCCAGACGAAAGCAUAAUCGAAUUCAAAAAUCACCAGAAGACAUCAUCCGAAUCCUAUCCACUGAAUUGCAAGAAUUUGACAUUGUGGAAAAUUUUUACAGUAUUGACAACACAAACAAGGCACCACGCAAACAAAAGUUGGUGGACACUCGAAGGUCGGCCUUAUCUGUUCGUGUACGUGAUGUGGACAUUAUAUGGAAACUUUAUAGUGGGAAUGAUUGGGAUUAUAUACGCUCAUCUAUGGGAUCUCAAGGUGGUGGCAAUACAUCGGCAUCAACAUCAACAUCCUCUAUAGCAACCUCGACAACAACAAUGGGAAAUGCAAGCACAUCAGCAUCAAGACGAUCUGGCACAGAUAUGGAACUACGAAUUGAAGGUAUUAUUUUUGAAUUAGAUAUGAUGGUACCUGAAGAACAAACGCGUCUACAUGGUCAUCUAGAAAUUCGUGAUGUGGAAAUAGUGGAUAAUAUCAAGACGUCUUCAUGGGAUACUUUCUUUGGAUGUAUGCGACCUGAAUCUCCUUCUUCUCUCCCUCGUGAGACUGGUUCUUACAUGGUAGUGGUGGAUAUCAUAGGUGUUCGACCGGUAGUGCAAGAUAUGACUGUGGAAUAUCGACUUGGUAUUCAAACAUUACCUCUUCGACUGUUUAUUGAUCAAGAUGCAUUGAAUUUCCUGGUCCAAUUCUUUGCCUUCAAUCCAUCGAUACUCCGGUCAACUCCUGGAUCACAAGCUGCGAUGAUUCCUUCUUCUUCAACUACUAAUGGCAUCUCACAUGACCCUGGAUCCAUCCCUUCUUCUUCUUCUCUUCCCUUCCAACAUGAACAUGUGGAAAUAUAUCCCAUUGAUUUGAAGAUUGAUUAUAAACCAAAAUACAUCAACUAUGACAAUAUCAAAGAAGGACAAUUUGCUGAACUGGUGAAUUUAUUCCAACUCGAAGGUGCCAAGCUGAAUCUCAGUGCUGUCAAAUUGACUGGUAUAAAAGGGAUCCCGAAAUUAAUGGAACGAUUAGGGCAAGAAUGGCUACCCCAUAUCAAAAAUACACAAGUUCCUCACAUGGUAUCUGGUGUUUCACCUAUCCGAUCGAUGGUGAGUCUAGGUAGUGGCAUCGCUGAUUUGGUUCUUUUACCCAUACAACAAUAUCGAAAGGAUGGACGAGUCAUUAAAGGGAUUCAAAAGGGUACUCAAUCUUUUGCAAGAACCACAGCAAUGGAAUUGAUCAAACUUAGCGCAAGAUUGGCAUCAGGCACUCAAGUCAUAUUGGAACAUGCUGAUGGAUUCUUAUCGUCGCAGCAACAACAACAACAACAACAACAACAACAACAUGGUGAUCGUGGUUUGGACUCAAGAGACGGCAUGGUGUCAUCAUCAUCUUCUCCUAUAUCCACUGUCAUUGGAAGUCGUACAAGUGAAGAUAUGGUCUUUGUAUUCACCGAUAGAAAUCUAGGUUUAGAUGAGGAUGUAUGA
Molecule: messenger RNA, 5199 nt
Organism: Halteromyces radiatus
Lineage: Eukaryota; Fungi; Mucoromycota; Mucoromycetes; Mucorales; Cunninghamellaceae
Exons: 17
Coding region: 1-5199 (1732 amino acids)
Biological process (GO): autophagosome assembly; reticulophagy; autophagy of mitochondrion
Cellular component (GO): extrinsic component of membrane; phagophore assembly site
Molecular function (GO): phosphatidylinositol-3-phosphate binding
Source: RefSeq, a predicted model, not a curated record